GCAGCCCCGGACAGCUGGCGGGGGUACCGGGGGUACCGGGGCCGGGGGCACGGCCGGGGCCCCGCCGCGGCCCCUGCGCUGCGUCCCGUUCUGCCCCGCAUGGAUGGGGCCUCGCCACCUCCAGUGCCCGCUGCGCUCGCGCCCGGGAGGCCUGACAGCUCUCAGCCAGCACUGUGUGUGGGAGCAGCCUAAGGUGUGGUGGUCCUGCCCUGCCCUGCCCGUGUCCCCCCGCUGCCCCCAGGUAACUGAACGCCCUCGGUGCGGAUCCUGGCCCGGCUGGAAUGCUUGGAUGCACAGCAGCUCUUCCCACAGCUUCUCUUCGUCUGCCCCACUGCAAGAAGAUGGCAAAAGCCAACAUCACCAGGGACAUCAUCCACAGGCAGAUCAAGGAGCGGGGAGCGCUGGGCUUCGAGCGCCACUACCACGUCACCGACCCCUUCAUCCGCCGCCUGGGGCUGGAGGCUGAGCUGCAGGGUCACUCUGGGUGUGUCAACUGUCUGGAAUGGAAUGAAAAAGGAGACUUGUUGGCCUCUGGCUCUGAUGACCAGCAUACCAUUGUGUGGGAUCCUCUGCACCACAAGAAACUCCUUUCUAUGCACACAGGACACACUGCAAACAUCUUUUCUGUCAAGUUCUUGCCGCACUCGGGGGAUCGGAUCCUCAUCACGGGAGCUGCAGAUUCCAAGGUGCACGUCCAUGACUUGACUGUCAAGGAGACCGUGCACAUGUUUGGAGAUCACACCAACAGAGUGAAGCGGAUUGCCACGGCUCCAAUGUGGCCAAACACCUUCUGGAGUGCAGCAGAAGAUGGCUUAAUCAGGCAGUAUGACCUGCGGGAGAACAGCAAACGUUCCGAGGUGCUGAUAGACCUGACUGAGUACUGUGGGCAGCUGGUGGAGGCCAAGUGCCUGACAGUGAACCCCCAGGACAACAAUUACCUGGCCGUGGGGGCCAGCGGGCCCUUUGUGCGGCUCUACGACAUCCGCAUGAUCCACAACCACAGGAAAAGCAUGAAGCAGAGUCCCUCAGCUGGAGUGCACACGUUCUGUGACCGGCAGAAGCCCCUCCCGGACGGGGCGGCUCAGUACUACGUGGCAGGGCACCUCCCAGUGAAGCUUCCAGACUACAACAACCGGCUGAGGGUCCUGGUGGCCACGUACGUCACCUUCAGCCCCGAUGGCACCGAGCUCUUGGUCAACAUGGGAGGGGAGCAGGUCUAUUUGUUUGAUCUGACAUACAAACAGCGGCCAUACACUUUUCUCCUCCCAAAGAAGUGCCACACUUCAGGGGAAGUGCAGAAUGGAAAAACCUCUACCAAUGGAGUGUCCAAUGGGAUCCAUCUCCACAGCAACGGCUUCCGCUUGGCCGAGGGAAGGGCACACGUGAGCCCCCAGGUGGAGUUGCCCCCGUACCUGGAGAGGAUCAAACAACAAGCCAACGAGGCCUUUGCCUGCCAGCUGUGGACGCAGGCCAUCCAGCUGUACAGCAAAGCUGUGCAGAAGGCCCCCAACAAUGCCAUGCUCUAUGGGAACAGAGCUGCUGCCUACAUGAAGCGCAAGUGGGAUGGGGACCAUUACGAUGCUCUGAGGGACUGCUUGAAGGCCAUAUCCCUAAAUCCAUGCCACCUGAAGGCCCACUUCCGCCUCGCCCGCUGUCUCUUUGAACUCAAGUACGUGGCAGAAGCAUUGGAGUGUCUGGAUGACUUUAAAGGGAAGUUUCCAGAACAAGCACACAGCAGUGCCUGCGAUGCACUAGACAGGGACAUCAAUGCUGCCCUCUUCUCCAAGAGUGAUAACGCUGAGGACAAGAAGGGGGGUGGCCCCAUCCGGCUGCGAGCCACGGGCCGCAAGGACUCCAUCUCCGAGGAUGAGAUGGUGCUGAGGGAGCGCAGCUACGACUACAAGUUCCGGUACUGCGGCCACUGCAACACCACGACGGACAUCAAGGAGGCCAAUUUCUUUGGCAGCAACGCCCAGUACAUCGUCAGCGGCUCGGACGACGGCUCCUUCUUCAUCUGGGAGAAGGAAACCACCAACCUGGUGCGUGUGCUGCAGGGAGACGAGUCCAUUGUGAACUGUCUCCAGCCUCAUCCCAGCUACUGCUUCCUGGCCACCAGCGGCAUCGACCCGGUCGUGCGACUCUGGAACCCCAGGCCGGAGAGCGAGACCCUCAACGGCCGCGUGGUCGUGGACAUGGAAGGUGCUUCCCAAGCCAACCAGCGGCGGAUGAACGCGGACCCGCUGGAGGUGAUGUUGCUGAACAUGGGCUACCGGAUCACAGGACUGACCAGUGGUGGGGCUGGAGGCUCGGAUGAUGAAGACAGCUCAGAGGGGCAGGUCCAGUGCCGGCCCAGCUAAAACAGAACUGCCUCUCCUUCCUCUAAAUAUUUGGCUGAAAGAGAACCGAGUUUCCUUGGUCCUGAACUUUCUCUGGUGAAUGACUGCACUGUUUCGCACUAUGCACAGGGUAGGACAAGCUGGCAGGGGCAGGAGCGGCCGUCUCUAAACCAUCACCACCUCCUCCUCCUCUUCCAUGGCAGUGCAGUCCGGGGUUUGCCUUUAGUGGAAUUUAGUCCCAACAGGGGUCUUUGAGUUGUCUGUGAGCAGUGUAACUGGUGAUUAUUUUUCCAGAGCUGCUGUAUGAUCUGGUACAGGGGCUGUUGCCUGCAUUGCAGGGGGGAUGUUAAAUUCCUGAAUAAAAUACAAACCUAGGGCAGGGGUUAUGGAAUGAA
This is a messenger RNA of Lonchura striata (white-rumped munia), 2731 nucleotides long. The record is from RefSeq and is a predicted model, not a curated record. Lineage: Eukaryota; Metazoa; Chordata; Aves; Passeriformes; Estrildidae.